CACAGAGCAAAUAGAUACCUAGUAAAUUUUAUACUACGUGUAUCACUCAUCGGUAUUAUAUCAGCAAGAUAUAAUCAGAUAAUACUGAUAAAAUAUCACAUUAACAUUAUGACUAGUACAUUAACUGUGUCAGUCCAUAAAAUACCUAUAAAAAGUAUAUUAAUUUUGUUUUAAAUAGUCAUAAUUUUUAAGUGCAAAAUAAAGUUUUUAUAAUGCCAGAAAUAGUGCAUGUACAGGCCGGUCAGUGUGGGAAUCAAAUUGGUUCAAAGUUCUGGGAGGUGAUAUCAGAUGAGCAUGGAAUAGAUGCCAAUGGGUUGUAUAAUGGAGAGAAUUCGUUGCAGCAGGAGCGUCUCAACGUGUAUUACCAUGAGGCAUCCAGUGGUAAAUAUGUCCCCCGCGCAGUUUUGGUGGACCUCGAACCUGGCACAAUGGACGCAGUGAGGGCCAGCCCCUACGGACAACUCUUCAGACCUGACAACUUUGUCUUCGGUCAGAGUGGUGCAGGCAACAACUGGGCAAAGGGCCAUUACACAGAAGGCGCCGAGCUGGUGGAUGCUGUGCUGGAUGUCAUCAGGAAAGAGAGCGAAGAUUGUGACUGUUUACAAGGGUUCCAGAUGACACACUCCCUGGGCGGAGGCACAGGAUCUGGUAUGGGUACUCUGCUCCUCAGCAAGAUCAGAGAGGAGUACCCUGACAGAAUCAUGAACACUUUCAGCGUUGUACCCUCGCCUAAGGUAAGCGAGGUAGUGUUGGAGCCAUAUAACGCCACUCUCUCUGUCCAUCAGCUGGUGGAGAAUACAGAUAUGUCCUUUUGUAUCGAUAAUGAAGCACUUUACAAUAUAUGCUUCCGAACGCUGAGGUUAAGCAGUCCCAGCUAUGGGGACCUCAAUCAUUUGAUUUCCUUAACAAUGUCGGGUGUGACGACCUGUCUGCGGUUCCCUGGUCAACUCAACGCUGACCUUCGGAAGCUGGCCGUGAACAUGGUGCCGUUCCCUAGACUUCACUUCUUCAUGCCAGGUUUCGCCCCUUUGACAGCCAGGAAUUCGUUCAACUACCGCCCUCAGACUGUAUCAGAACUGAUGAGCCAAAUGUUCAACCCUGGUAACAUGAUGACGGCGUGCGACCCUCGCCACGGACGGUACCUCACCGUCGCCACAAUGUUCAGAGGGCACAUGUCCAUGAGGGAAGUGGACCAGCAAAUAUUGGCCAUACAAAACAAGAAUUCAAGUUAUUUCGUGGAAUGGAUCCCCCAUAACCUGAAGGUGUCUGUAUGUGAUGUACCACCUCGAGGGCUGAAGAUGUCAGCUACAUUUAUCGGCAACACGACUGCCAUCCAGGAGAUAUUCAAACGUAUAUCAGAGCAAUUCACGGCCAUGUACAGGCGACGGGCUUUCCUGCACUGGUACACCGGCGAGGGUAUGGACGAGAUGGAGUUCACUGAAGCUGCCAGCAACAUGAGUGACCUCAUAUCAGAGUACCAGCAGUAUCAGGAAGCGGAUGUCGAUGACGAUGUUGAUUUCAACGAGGACGAAGAAAUCGAGAACGAGCCGCAGUAUCAAGAGGAAGAUAAAGAAGCAGUACGAGUAGUCAACUAACAACAGAGUCAACAGUAGUCAAUAGUGUUACUAUUUUAAAUUAUAAAUUCCGAAUUUUCAUUUAAAUUGUGCAUUCUGAACGUGAAAUUAUGGGAUUUAAAAUUUAAAAUUUAAUUACA
Molecule: messenger RNA, 1714 nt
Organism: Achroia grisella
Lineage: Eukaryota; Metazoa; Arthropoda; Insecta; Lepidoptera; Pyralidae
Product: tubulin beta chain-like
Exons: 12
Coding region: 213-1595 (460 amino acids)
Biological process (GO): mitotic cell cycle; microtubule cytoskeleton organization
Cellular component (GO): microtubule; cytoplasm
Molecular function (GO): GTP binding; structural constituent of cytoskeleton; GTPase activity
Source: RefSeq, a predicted model, not a curated record